Messenger RNA from Oncorhynchus gorbuscha (pink salmon), 615 nucleotides. RefSeq names its product plasminogen activator inhibitor 1 RNA-binding protein-like. Lineage: Eukaryota; Metazoa; Chordata; Actinopteri; Salmoniformes; Salmonidae. The record is from RefSeq and is a predicted model, not a curated record. The transcript has a single exon. Bases 196 to 615 code for a protein of 139 amino acids.
UACAAGCAGCACGGAGUUUGGGAAAUCCUGGGCUUGACGACUACAUGCCCCGUAUCGCGCUACUGAAUAUAACGGAUAUUCCUCGCGCCGGAAGAGAAGAGGUACAUUUCCCAGCCAUCUUGUGGCAGUAUUUAGCGAAUUGUUCGCGCCAAGCCUCGUAGAAUCGGAGGUGAAUUCCGCUGAAGGGGCGCGAUCAUGCCCGGGCAUCUACAAGAAAGCUUCGGCUGCGUCGUAACCAAUCGGUUCGACCAGCUAUUGGACGAUGAAUCAGACCCUUUCGAGGUGUUAAAGGCGGCGGAGAAUAAGAAGAAAGAGGCGGCUGCAGCUGGUAUCAUCAAGUCUGCAGCCCAAGCCGCCAAGCAGCCCAAGAAGGAGUCACAGAAGGACAGGAAGAAUCCGCUCCUUGACAAGAAAGAUGAAACACAGGCUGCAGUACCUCUGAAGAAAGAAGGUAAGGUGCACGCUGAUAGAUUGGUGGUCAAAACCUGCAAAAACCUAGCCAGUUUGCUAACAACAACAUGGUCAGAGUCAACAUGGGUUAUGUCCUGUUGCGAUCAAUGUAGAGGGCAACAGAAGAACCCAUUGCAAACAUGCACAUAUCCAAUGCAUUAUUAG